GAAGAUAAUUUGAGGGCCAAUCUAUAAAAGUAAAAUUGAUGCGUGCGUGUAAUAAAAGUGUAGAAGAGAGUGAUUGAACUCGAUUGCGCGAGUCGAUUGCUCAGAUCGCUGCUUUGGAGCUACGUCCCUUCCUCUAUUGACUAUCUUCAUCUUCAGUCGUCCUAUCCUUCUCGUGUGUGCUGCUGAAUCAGGAGCCUACAGAAUAAAGAUGAAUGUGCAGGUACAUAUGUCAGGACAAAUCUCAGGACAGGUACCUAAUCAAGCAGGCACUCAGUUGCCUGGAUUACCUCCCCAGAAUGGAAGUUCUCUCUCUAACCAUAUACAAAAUUUAGCUGGUCAGUGUAAUACACUGAAUAUGGAGCCUGAGCUAGCGAAAGCUCGCAGAUUUAUGCAAGAGAAAAUCUAUGAUUUUCUUAUGCAGCGGCAGCAGCGAACUAAUGAUAUACCACCAAAGCGGGUUCUGGAAAUUGUAAGACGCCUAGACGAGGGUCUAUUCAGAAAUGCUGCCACUAAGGAGGAGUAUUUGAACCUGGAGACUUUGGAGAAUCGUUUACAUGUUUUGAUUAAGCGUUUACCAAUGAGUACUCACAACCAACAAUAUCCGCGCCUUGUUAAUGCUCCUUCUCCUAUUGGUACAAUGAUACCAACCCCAGAUAGUGCGAAUUCAAGCGUGAUGGUUGCAUCGGCUGUAGAUACUUCCAUGAUUGCUACCGGUGGUGGUAAUAGCAUGCCAUCUGUGGCUGUCAAUACUGGAAGCUUACUACCUCCUGCUAAUGGGUCGUCUGUUGGGAUACAUGGUGGUUCUUUCAAUUCUCAAGUACCAGCGAACUUUUUGCAUGAGCAGAAUAUUCAAGAGGAAUUCCAUCAGAGAAUAGCUGUGCAAGAUGAAGCUCAGCUGAGCAGAAUAUUCAAGAGGCAUUCCAUCAGAGAAUAACUGUGCGAGAUGAAGCUCAGCGCAAUAAUUUAUCUUUGGAUAUUUGUGAAGAUUAUUAUUGACGAAAUAUGUAUUGAGACUAUAGUUGAAAUUAUGUUAUGAAAUGGAUAUUGAAUUCGGUAAUGGGAGUGUUGUUUGAUGUAAAUGAGUAGCAUGAGAGUACAAAGGAUUAAUUGUGGAUUGAUUUUAUAAAUAAACAACGUGAUGAAAUCAUUUGGAUUAUAAAA
Molecule: messenger RNA, 1161 nt
Organism: Camellia sinensis
Lineage: Eukaryota; Viridiplantae; Streptophyta; Magnoliopsida; Ericales; Theaceae
Source: RefSeq, a predicted model, not a curated record